UUCAGACCUGUUAUAGUACAGUACACACUGCAACGUAAGCUGCUUUGAAUAUAUGAGAUGGCAACAAAAAUUAUUUACUUUACAGUAAAUGGGAGACCAGAACAAGCCGAGUUCCCGGUGAAUUGUCCAGCUCAAGAUGUCAAAGAUCUGUUCCGAGCUGCAGCUGAAGCCGGUCCACAUGACAUCUUAAAGCUUUACAAUCCCAAAGGCAACAUCAUCAACAUCUCGCCAAAUCUGGAGCCAAAUAAGCCCAACGCCUGCUACAAACUGGAAGUGGUGGCUUCUGGCUACAACAGUCAGCCAUUAGGUGUGGAACUUGCUGGUGCACUGGGAUAUGAUCUCUCAUCCAUGGAGAAAAGACUUAAAGGCCUGGAAAAGAAAAUCCUCGAUGAAGCAGGAACUACGCCUGCAGUCAUCUAUGAGAUGAAGAAACAGGUGGAUUCAUUCCGGGAGAAACUAGAGAGUGUGGAGCAUCUCAGCUGGCUGGGGUUAUUCAAGGACUUGUCUGAGGGGGCACACAAGCCCUCUCCGUUCUACCACAAGAGAACGUUACAUAAAACCAAAGAGGAAUGUGAGCAUGUGCGUGAAAAGUUCCUUCAAAUGAGCUCUCUGGAGGUAUCAGAGGAAGUAAGGCAGUACUUAAAGACUCCAACAUUUGACAACUGGCAGUGGGAGGAUGCGGAGAUAAUGGUCCUUCUGCAAGUCAUGUACACAGACUUGGAUUUGAUUGCGACCUACAAUAUUGAACCUGAAGUAUUACAACAGUUCCUGUUUGAAGUGUACCGCAGAUACAACAACAUUCCUUUCCACAACUUCAAGCAUUGCUUCUGUGUCACCCAGAUGAUGUAUGGUUUAAUCUGGUUGACCGACCUGAGAAGUAAGAUGGACGGCAUUGACCUACUGAUCAUGCUGACGUCUGCAAUUUGCCAUGAUCUUGACCACACUGGUUACAAUAAUGCAUACCAGAUCAAUGCUCGGACAGAACUUGCACUUCGCUACAAUGACAUCUCUCCUUUGGAGAACCACCACUGCGCAGUCGCUUUCGAUAUCCUGGAGAAGACAGAGAGCAACAUUUUCAGAAAUCUGCCUCUGGACCAAUACAAGCGGAUAAGAGAAAGCAUUAUUAAAUGCAUUCUGGCCACUGAUAUGACAAGACACAAUGAGAUCCUCAACAAGUUCAAGUCCAUUCUGGCUCCCUUUGAUUUUGACAAUAAGGAUCACAGAGAUGUGCUUAUGAUGAUUCUGAUCAAAGUGAGCGACAUCUCCAAUGAAGCACGACCCAUGGAAGUGGCAGAGCCUUGGCUGGAUUGUCUUUUACAGGAAUUCUACAACCAGAGUGAUGUCGAGAAGUUACAGGGUCUUCCUGUCACCCCUUUCAUGGAUCGGGAUAAGAUAACCAAACCCACAUCUCAAACUGGCUUCAUCAGAUUUGUGCUUUUGCCGCUCUUUAUAGAGCUGGCCAACCUCUUUCCCUGCCUGGAGCAACACAUCAUUGAUCCAGUGCGGAAGGCCCUUGACUACUACACUGAGAUGGAGAAAGCCCUGGAGAAAGAGAAACAAAAUCGAGCUCAAUGUGAAAAUGGAUUCAAGAGCAAGGAGAUACCAGUGGACCAGCCGAGUAGAGAUGAGCGGCGGACCUCUGGACAUGGAGCUUCAAGAACAGACACACAGUGACCAAAUUGACAUUGAAUGUACAAACUCAGAUGUACUUAGGGCAUUUUGAAUGUUGAAAAAAAAAGUUUGUUUAUGCAGGAGGUGGCAAAGGAGACUCGCGUAAAGUGAUUUUGCUAAAAUCCUAUGUAUGAAAUAACGCUGACAGAAAUAAAAAAGACUCCAACCAAUUCUUGUAA
This is a messenger RNA of Syngnathus typhle (broad-nosed pipefish), 1850 nucleotides long. Its product is annotated as high affinity cGMP-specific 3',5'-cyclic phosphodiesterase 9A. Gene Ontology annotation, molecular function: 3',5'-cyclic-GMP phosphodiesterase activity. NCBI's taxonomy places the organism in Eukaryota, Metazoa, Chordata, Actinopteri, Syngnathiformes, Syngnathidae. The transcript is spliced from 14 exons. Gene Ontology annotation, biological process: cGMP catabolic process. The coding region runs from base 58 to 1674 and encodes 538 amino acids. The record is from RefSeq and is a predicted model, not a curated record.